AUGCCAAUGAUGGAAAGCAGUCCAUCGUCGUCAACGACAACAUCACAGCCACCACCACCACCAAUGGAGACAACCCAAGCUGGCAGUGUUGUUAAUCGUCAAAAUACUCUACCCAUACUAAUUGAUCCAAUGAAACAGACAACAGAAUCAGAAAGUAUGCAAAUAGUAGAAAGUAUUUCAAUGGAUUAUAAUGAGAAUAUACCUUUGAACACCUUGAAUAUAUCUUCAUCAAAAUCUGAAUAUCCAAAAACUCCAAUUGAAUGUUCAUAUAUGCCCACAUCAAGAAGUCCUCAAUUAGUCCCCUCACAGUUAACUAAUCUACAAAGCAAUCCACGUGAUGCCCUACUGGAUCGUAUUCCAGAACAGAUUUCAGUGGAUAUGAAUACUGAUCCUAAUAGAACAAUAACAGCAACGGCAACAACAACAACAGAUAAUACAACUCACAUUCCGAUUGAAAAAUCCUCUGUGUUAGAAGAUUCCUGUUGGUCUGCUGCACACGAUGAAGAUGAAGAUGAUAAUGCAUGCGAUCCUGCUGCUGGUGUCCUGCGUACACUCCUGCCACAACUUAAUCUACCGGCUAAUUUACCAGCUAUGAUUCAUCAGCCUGUUGCAUGUUUCACUGUUAAAGAUCCAAAUUUGUUAGCACCACCGGAAUUUAUGACUCCGCACAGUUCUAGCUUUCCUCGAAGAUCGUCUGAUGGUGCAGCUGAUUUACAACCACUCCAUCGACCUGUUAUCACUGUUGGCGGUAGUUAUCCUGAACAAGCGAAUUAUCGUAAAGGGAGUUCUGGUGCUGAAAGUGAAAACUCCUCUUUAGCUGUAAUCAAUUCUGUACGUGCAUCUAAACCUGAGUCAACAGAAGCAACUUCACCGUCUGUAAAUCUGCCUAAUUUAUCCGAUUGGGUAAGAACAUCUCGGCCAAUGUAUGAUAAGAUACCAACUACGGAUUACGAUCCUUUAAAGCUGUCAGUAUCAUCACCAUCGUCAGCAUUUGCAACAGUGGUGACAACAACAAUAACAACAACACCAACAGGCCAACAAACAUAUGAAUCACGUUCACGAUCACUAGCUGCUCAACAACGGUCUUUAUUCUCUGCUCUCCAUUCGCAUAGAAGACGUCUACCCCUAGGUUUAUGGUGGAAACUUACACAUAAAAAAUUUAAUCAAACUGGUGAAGAGUUUAGAAAUGAGUUAUGGAAAGCUCAGUUUAUUCGACAUCAGAAACGCUUUAGUUUACCAGUGAAUUGUGGACCAGUCAGACGACCGUCAGACACUGUGAAAACAGAGCUACAGUGUAGAUGUCAUCAACCGUUAACUUCAGAGUUAUUACAAGAAAUUCAACGAAAGCUACACGACACCUCAUGGAUACAAAAGCUGAACACUACAGAAAGCUCAGAAGUCAAGUGUUCAACUUCUGCUACCAGUAGUACUGCUGAGAGAUGCUUUAAUGCUGAAAAUCUGACAGAGAUAUAUCGUCGUGGAAGUGAAGCUAGUCAGUUGACAGCCUGGGAACAACGAUUAAGACAAUAUAGUGACCUGUAUAAUCCUGGAACGCAUACCCAAUCACAUCCGCAUUUCAUCAACCUAUUCCUCAAAUAG
Molecule: messenger RNA, 1599 nt
Organism: Trichobilharzia regenti
Lineage: Eukaryota; Metazoa; Platyhelminthes; Trematoda; Strigeidida; Schistosomatidae
Source: the annotation of a GenBank genome assembly